Molecule: messenger RNA, 403 nt
Organism: Nylanderia fulva
Lineage: Eukaryota; Metazoa; Arthropoda; Insecta; Hymenoptera; Formicidae
Gene: RpL37A
Product: ribosomal protein L37A
Biological process (GO): translation
Cellular component (GO): ribosome
Molecular function (GO): structural constituent of ribosome
Source: RefSeq, a predicted model, not a curated record
AAACUUCCGACACUUCCAGUGUCGACAUUAGCGCUAUCUCCGCCAUUCUCGCUCUUUUUCCGGUUCUUUGCGAAAGUGUCUUUCGUCUGUUCAAAAUGGCCAAGCGUACGAAGAAGGUCGGAAUCACCGGUAAAUAUGGCACCCGUUAUGGUGCCUCCCUUAAAAUGGUGAAGAAAAUGGAAAUCACACAGCACAGCAAAUACACCUGCUCGUUUUGUGGCAAAGAGGCAAUGAAACGCAGUGUUGUAGGAAUCUGGUCGUGCAAACGUUGCAAGAGGACAGUUGCUGGUGGCGCAUGGGUGUAUUCCACGACAGCUGCUGCCUCAGUAAGAUCAGCAGUACGUCGAUUACGUGAAGUUAAAGAACAGUAAAUAUAUCUAAUAAAUAUCUUUGUCAAUAUUUA